Molecule: messenger RNA, 5237 nt
Organism: Physella acuta
Lineage: Eukaryota; Metazoa; Mollusca; Gastropoda; Physidae
Product: phosphatidylinositol 4-phosphate 5-kinase-like protein 1
Biological process (GO): phosphatidylinositol phosphate biosynthetic process
Cellular component (GO): plasma membrane
Molecular function (GO): 1-phosphatidylinositol-4-phosphate 5-kinase activity
Source: RefSeq, a predicted model, not a curated record
AUGGCUCCGUUGUUAUUAUCGCAACAAGAAAACGAUCGAUAAAGCUAUUAUAAAGCUUACUGCGAUAUUUGGUAUACUCUUAUAUUGAAUUGGCAACAACUCAUGCAUAGAGAGGUUCUUAAUUUACACAGGACUACGUGCGCUUCACGCGUCGAUACAAUAAAUAUAAUUAUGCAAUCGUGUUGUUAGGGCAGCGGCCUACAGACACCACAAUGAUCAUCCUGUUGUAGUUAAGUUAGUCUAGUAACUCUAGUUUAAAUCUAGUCAAAAGAGGAAUACAUGUUUGAUAGCAAUGUCUGAGUCAAGUGAUGACAGAAAGACUUCAGUAGCUCACAAUGAUGUGUCCCCAGCCCCAAGAAAACACCAAACCUCUGUUAGAUACAACCCACGGAAAAUACCACACAACUCUGUUGCCCCUAUUUCUCCAAACGUUUCUAUCCACUCUCUAAGUCCUUCAACAUCUUUCAGUGAAAGCGAAAACAGGAACAGAGUGAGAAAACAUAGUAGGUGGUAUUACCUUCGCAGACGGCUGACAAAAAAAGGUGUUAUACCAGUAAAUAAGAGCCAUCCUCAUUUUAAACUGCUCUCAUGUAUACGUGAAGGAAUAAGAGAACUCUUCAAACAGGGUGGGCUGAAAGUUUCACCAAAAAGAGAAUUAACAGCUCAAGACUUUGAAGAUGUUAUCAAGACAACCGUUACUUUGAAUGGAAAGGCUUUUGAGUUCGAAAGCUACUCUAGCUCAGCAUUCGCCACCAUUAGAAGAGCACUAGGGGUAGAGGAAAGUGAUUACAUUAACUCUGUGGCACCAGCCAACCUGCCCUACUUUGAAUUUAUAAGCAACUCCAAAAGUGGCCAGGAUUUCUUUUUGAGCCAUGAUAUGCAGUACAUGUUUAAAUCCAACCGUAAGAGGGAUGUGACUUUCUUUUUAUCUAUACUAAGGAGCUAUAUGCAGCAUUUCAUCUCCUACCCUCACUCGCUACUGGUGAAAUAUAUUGGCUGUUAUGCCAUCAAGAUCAGUGGGAAACCAAAGAAAUAUUUUCUAGUCAUGCAAAGUAUAUUCUACCCAUCAGAAAGAAUUGAAGAUCGGUUUGACAUUAAAGGUUGCACUGCUGGCAGGUACCAACAUCCUAGACCUGAAGGAUCAAAUGUUAUCACAGUUUUGAAGGACAGGAACUUUCUGAACGAUGAGUUAGAUUUUGGUGAUCAGGGGGAAUGGUUUAAAGCCCAGAUAGAAGCAGAUUCCAAGUUUUUGUGUGAUCUAAACUGUAUGGAUUACAGCUUACUCAUUGGUAGACAACGAAAACAUGCUUCGGAAAUGGCAACGGAACAGGUUUCAUCAAUUGUUGAAAGAAUCGGAAUAUCAAUAUCACCAAGUAAAAAAUCAAAGCAGGUAGAUUCUACAGGAGGCUCUGGUGAUGGAACACAUUUAAAUGGCACAGACAAAAGUUCUGGGCCUUAUAUCAUCUCAAGUCCUCUAGUGUACUCGGACAAUUCGAAAACAAAGAGCGAGAAACUCAGCUCAAACACUUUGGUGAUGCCGGAGUACAAACCAGGACUCAUGUUCCCCAGAAGUUUAGCAGACGGUGUUGAGAACUUUCACAAGGAGCACAGGAGGUUGCUGCCCAACUGCAAGAAUGGCCUGCACAUUAUAGAAGGGGCGGAGUACAGGUACUUUCUGGGUGUUGUUGAUUUCCUGUCUCGCUUUGAUUGGAGACUAAAAAUAGCACAGUACUGGAAAAUGCUCAAAUAUGGCUGUGGAGAUCACUCAACAAAACCUCCAAAGGUUUACAGCAAAAGAUUUGUUCAUUUUUUGAGUGAGAGAAUCAAAUAACAAAUUGUUAUUUUAGUUUCUUGGAUGUUUAAUUAGUUGUUAUUUUAGUUUGUUGGAUGUUUAAUUAGUUCUAUUGUUGUUCUCCACUAUUUUUGUCAACACUACUGACAUAGUGCCAUUCCUGUAAAUAUAAUUGAGUGAAAGUUUUUUUUCUGCCGUCUAAUUUUUUCUGUUGUUCAAACAGAAGAGCUGUAAACUUUGUCAACUACACUGACAUAUUGUCAACAAAUUUUGGCAUAACAUAUCAUAAGGGAAGGUCUGUUUCAAAAGUUCAGAAUAAACUGAAGACUCAAUAAUUAUACAUAAUUUAAUUAAUACAUUUUAUGUUACACUGCUGAAAUAUACAGUUUUUUAAAAUAGUACAUUUUAUGUUACACCGCUGAAAUAUACAAUUAUUUAAAAUUGUACAUUUUAUGUUACACUGCUGAAAUAUACAGUUAUUUAAAAUUGUACAUUUUAUGUUACACUGCUGAAAUUUACAUAAUUUAAUCUUAAACAUUUAAUGUUACACUGCUGGAAAAAGAGACUGUAUCCUACACUAGUAUUUUCAUUUCAUUUUGUGCCUUUAACUUUAAAAAGUCUAAAAUUAUUUUAUUUUGUAUAGACUUCUCUAUUUCAAUUCUAGUUAACUUCAGUGUGUGUCAUAUGUAAUUUAAAUAUAUUUUUUUAAUUCAGAAAGCAAAUAUGCCCUUGAGCUAAUGUUACAAGUUGUACAUUAUUUUAGUGCAGCGCAUGUUUUAUACAUAGAGAUUUACCUUAAAUUGUGCUUGUUAACAAUUUAAAACAACACAUGCAAUUCUUAAAAGCUAUAAUAAUGUUUUUAAAGACAGAACAUACAAGUGAUAAAUGCAUUACUUACUUUAAAAAAACCAUCCUGUUUGUAACAGUCUUUGUUGAUGACUCACUAACAGUGGUACGUAAUUUACUUUCUAUGCAUCAACACUUUUUACAUAAUUUAUUUGUCAUACAAUGUAUUAAAAUAAUUUUUGCACUUGAAUGAAAAUAUGUGAUAGCUUUUAUUAUACUUAUUGCCUGUAUUAAGUAUUUUAAUAAGUAUAUAUAUUUAUGAAAAAUGUAAUACUUAUAUCCUAUAUAUUUCUCUUUUUUAUACUUUCUAUUUAUUCCUUAGACUCUUGAUAUUAAAGCUGAAAUACUCUCUGCUUUAACAAUGUUAAACUAAAACUUUUAAAUGCUAUUGUUCAUUAUCAGAACAAAGCUCUUUCAUAAAAACCACUCAAGCAGCUUAAUAUCUGCAUUUUGUGUUAAAAAACAUAGUUUAAUCAUGUUAAAAGGCAUAUUAAAAAUAAUUUGUUGUUACUGUUAAUAAAAGUGAACAAAAUUUAUGUUAAAAAAAAACUACUGACUAAAUUUAAACAAUUGUUUAUGGAAAGUUUGAAAUCUUUCCUUGUCUUUGUUUUGUAAGCAGCAUUAUUGUACAGUUACUCGGGGUCAUCCAUAAAUGACGUCACGCUUUUUUUGACGAUUUUUACCUCCCCCCUUCCCUCCGUCAUCACAAAAAGCCAGACCCCCCCCCCCCCUCUAAAAUGACGUCACACCUCAUCCUACAACCCUCCUCAAAAUUGCAGUUGAAUGUUUUUUAAAACAUCAAUAUUUUUCUAAAAUCUUGUCUAAACUAUUACAAUUUAUUAAAACAGUUGUCUAAAUCGUGAAAUAAAGUCUAAAAUUCAUUUUCUAACAUUGCUUUUUUUAUAAUGCAAAAGUGUGACGUCGCAAGUUCUGACCCCCCCCCCCCUUCAUCACACAUCGUCACAAAAUUACGGACUCCCCCCUACGAGUGUGACAUCAUUUAUGGAUGACCCCUAAAUGAAAUAUUUUGUACAUACUUCAAUUUCAGCAAAUUUUAUAUUUCAACUUCAUGUUUUAAAAAUUUUAUUUUAAAAAUGAAAUAACCUUUGGUUGUAAAAAAUAUAGCAGUAAAUCUAUUCAACUAUUGACUCAGAACAUGAUUAUUAAAUUACAAUUUUUAUUUUUACUAUGCAAUAAAAAUAUUGUUUUUGUUAAUCUUAUUGUUACUAUACCGUCCAAAAAUAUUGUGCUUAUAAUCUCAAAGAAUCAGUUCAAUCAUGCAAAUAUUUUAUCUCUGUAAGGUUUAAACUUUGUAACAUUUAAGAAUAUUUUACCAUACAUUAAGUUUUCAUGUAGUAGUUUAGAUAUUUGAUCUCAGUCAAAUUUACAAGUGAGGUUCAAAGGUACAUCUAUCCAUUGAUCAGAUUUUUGUUUGCCUGUAUUCCUGUAAGAAAUCUGCUCAAUGCUCCAAUGUGCAAUAUUUAUUUCUGUUUGUUUAAGUGGGUGUAUUUGUUUGUUGUAUAUUUAAAAAAACAACUUGUAUACAACAUAUUGGGGAAACUUUUUGAAAAUAGAAAUAAUUUCUUUAAAAAAUAUAAUUUACAUUUUGGCAGACAAUAUUUGCAAAAAUUAAUGCUUAUUAAAAGUUUUCUUAUUUCUAAUAUUAUUAGCUCAAAAACUGUUUGUUGCUGUGAUAAAGAGAAUUGGGUGCUAUUUAAAGUACAUGUGAUCUGCUACCAAAUUUAAAUAAUUAUGAUGAAGUCAUAUUAAUUAAAGCUUAAUUUUUCAACUCAGUUUGUAAUAUAAAACAUGUAGGCUGUAUUAUAUAUACAUAUAUAUAGGCUAUUUAUAUGCAUAAAAAUGUAACUGAUUUUUAUAAUCUAUUUUUUAUAAACCUACACAUAUUUCCUCCCUUAUUUCAACAAAUAUCUUACAUUUUACCAAAUAUUAAUACAACUAUUUUCUCCCACUUAUUUGACUCCACAGUUAUACAAUAUAGAUCUAUAUUUAUUUCAAAGAUUUACUUUAUUUUUGGCUAUGUGAACAAAUAUUUAUUUAUGCAGGCAAUAUUCCCAUAAAGCCAGUCUUUGGGCUAGUAAAAGCCAUAUUCCUAUAAAGCCAGUCUUUGGACUGGUAAAAGCCAUAUUCCCAUAGAGAAAGCCUGUGGUCUAGUAAAAUCCAUAUUCCCUAGUGGAGGGGGGGGGAGAUGACUGGAAGAAACUCUGGUUGGAACAGCAAUUGUACAUUUAAACUCUUGACCAAAUAGAAGGGUUAUAUAUAAAAAAUUACAUCCAUGUCCAUUUAUUUUUUUAAUUCCUGCAUUUUUGAGAUACUUAUUACAUAUUAAUACAUAUUACAUAUCUGUUUAUUGUUUAUUUAAAAAAAUCUUUUUUUUGCAAUAUAUGAUUUUUACAAUAAUUUUAUUUUUAAACUGACCCUACUAUUACUAAGUAGGGACAGUCUGGGCACUGUGGUCAGCACAGAUUAAAAAAAGUAAAUAAACUGAAGUGUGUAUUAACUGCUUAUGGGUGUUUUUGUAUAAGAUUAAAAUCCACUGUUACAUACUGUUUACUCCAGAAUAAAAUCUUGUUGACGUUAA